GGGUUGAAAAAGUGGACGAGAAGAUGUCGUCGAACGGCGAGUUCUCGACGAUGUCGAGCGAGGAGGUGCCUUCGCUGCCGAAAUCGCUGCCGAGCUCGAGGGAGGCGACGGCCGAGGGUAGCUCCGGGUCCAGCGGCGGCUACAUGCCCCUGCGCGAGUUCCUCGAUCGAUUCUCGUUGCCUAGAGUGGUGAGGCUGGAGGGCGCCGGUGGAAGGCCGGUGUUGCUUUACAAACAGCAACAGAGAUCGCUUCGUGUCACCGCUACCCUGUUGAUACAUCGUUACAGGCACGAUGUCAAAGUGGGGCCGGAAAUAGUCAUCCCAGAAGGUUAUCCGGGAUGGUUUUCUGUGAUAUCUGGGAACAAUACAACGGGCAGUGCAAGGGUGUACAGAAGAGUGGAUUCCUUGGUACGAGCAGGAGUACCAGCGUUUCUUUUAGCCGCACCUUUAAGGGCAUAUAUUUUGACCCACUCGAAAAUGGAAAAUGGCAAUCUACGAGCUCAUUAUACGAAGACCACGAUCAGAGCUGGAGAGAUUCUACGAUUAAUAGCGGUUUUCCAAGACACGAGAAAGUGUAGUACGGUUUCCUUCGGAAUUUCCGGCAGCUCUUCCGAAAAGGAUCAGUACGCACAAUGUUUGGAUCCACAUGGUCGUGAAGUAUUCGCUUCUUUGUCGGCAAGAGGAGAAUUCUACGCUAUUUGCCAGAAUGGAAGUAUCGAUACUGGAAGCGAUGCAGUAUUGUACAAAGUACAUCAUCUUGCGAAAAGACCGUUGCCUCUCAGGGUUCGCUUAAUAGCCGGUCCAUUACCUGUACCAUUGCCAAGGGAAUAUGGCGGCUUAAUGCAACUGGAAAGCUCAACUCGAGGUCCAAUUGUUUUAGGAUGCAUUGUACCGGAAAGACCAGUUCACAAUCCUGAAAUGCUUGAGUUGGUUGUGACCGGAAAUGGUGCACCAAGAGUGAGAAGAGCACGAUUAGGUUAUCCGUCAGAAGCUAGACUUCUGGCAUCACCGAAAAUGCAACGAUUAUUAUCUGCCUGCAGCCGGGCUGUCGGAGAUCGUGCAACGGAACCAAGAGUGGCACCUUUGAAACUGCAUCCAGUCGGCGAAAAUCUUAAGGAGAUGCAUUUAAAAAAAAUCAAACCAAAACCGGAAACGAAGCCAAUAUUGCAAAGUCUGAAAGAUGGAUUGGAACAAUUGAAGAAGAGCACCGUUCGAGAAAAGAGUCAAACCAGGCAGAAUUGUCGGAACGGAUUUCUAGAUCGAAUUUCGAAAUUCGCUCAAGGCAAUCGCAGCAGGAACCCUGCGAAAAAAUCAGCUUCGUUCACGUUUGCAGUGAAGCCGGAAAUUGCUAUGAGGUGUCAAGAGCGUUACUCCAGUUUGGAGCCAGAAACUACCUCUCAUCCGAAUCAUUCGAACUCUUCCAAGCAACCUGUACAAAGAUCGGCAUCCACCAGUGUUCUAGAAAUGCCAACCAAUGUUGAAUUACAACCCAAUUAUUCUCGUGUUAGAGAUAGUCUUACACCAGUGCCAUCCCUUCCCAAGUUAACUAGGACCAAAGCUGAUGACAUUUAUGCGGAGAUUUGUGAGAACGCGGCUGCACAGGUCCAAAAAUGUCCCGGAAGUCAUGUUAUGGCUAGGAUUAAAAUCGUUGUAAAAGGUCGUGAUUCGACCACACCUUUGCCAAGCAAAAUUAGUGACAAUAGUAGAUAUGCAAACUCGAUGGUAAUGACUGAUCAAAUUGAUUCGAUUAUCAGCACGGAAGAUGAAGUUAUUUACAAUACGAUAUUUUAAAAAUGGAAUUAUUACAUUAUUAUUAUUAUUAUUAUUAUUAUUAUAAGUUAACCGGCUGUGUUUGAUGAUCGAGAAUUCGUUGAUUGUUUUUUAUCAACGUAGAAUUAGAAAUUGAAUCUGUAUCAUAUUAUAUAAAAAGCACUAUGAAAUAAUAUGUAAUAUUUUAAAAGUUGUAAUAGUUGCAUGUACAUAUCUUUGCCAUACAUACUAACAAUAGUAACGAAAAUGAAUAAAAUUUUAAAAAUGAAA
Molecule: messenger RNA, 2039 nt
Organism: Apis florea (little honeybee)
Lineage: Eukaryota; Metazoa; Arthropoda; Insecta; Hymenoptera; Apidae
Source: RefSeq, a predicted model, not a curated record